Funneliformis geosporum is the source of this 319-nucleotide messenger RNA. The record is from the annotation of a GenBank genome assembly. Lineage: Eukaryota; Fungi; Glomeromycota; Glomeromycetes; Glomerales; Glomeraceae.
AAAAGGAUAAAGAGGCUAAAAUUGAUAGAGUGGCGACCAAGGAGGCUAAAAGCAGGCGAAAAAUUAUUAAAAAUCACUUAGGAGAAAUCAAAAAACAAUAUCAAAUUGACUUAGUAAUUGCCAAUGUGGAAAAUGCUACUCACGGCAAAGGUAUGUCGGGAGAACAUUACCAAAAAUUAAAAACUUACGGUGUUGAUAUAAUGACUUCGGGGAAUCAUAUAUUUCACCUCGCCGAAACCCAAAAAGAUAUUGACCAGUUUACCGAUUUGCUUAGACCGCUUAAUUCUAAUCCUUUUCAUCCCGGCAAAGGAACUAUUUU